CGCAUGCGACAAGCUACAAGCUCAUUUCAUCAAACCCUCAACCCCAAAAUCAUCAUGAACUGCCAAAGAGUGGCAUGGCGUGCUCUGAGGGGGAUUGGCCCCUCUCAGAGUCGGCGACUGUUUCAUUUCAACGGCCCCCCGGACUCGAGAUCUCCCUCGGCCGCGCUACCAAUGCCCUACAUUACUGAAGUGACUUCCGGAGGUUGGCGAACGUCCGACAUCUUUUCCAAACUCUUACAAGAACGCAUAAUAUGCCUCAACGGGGCAAUCGACGACACGGUCUCGGCCGCAAUAGUGGCGCAGCUGCUCUGGCUGGAGUCCGACAACCCCGACAAGCCCAUCACCAUGUACAUCAACUCGCCCGGUGGCGAGGUGAGCUCGGGGUUGGCCAUCUACGACACAAUGACCUACAUCAAGUCGCCGGUGUCGACGGUGUGCGUCGGCGCGGCGGCCUCCAUGGCCGCGAUCCUCCUCAUCGGAGGCGAGGCGGGCAAGCGGUACGCCCUCCCGCACAGCACCAUCAUGGUGCACCAGCCGCUCGGGGGCACGCGGGGACAGGCGGCCGACAUCCUGAUCUACGCGAACCAGAUCCAGAGGCUGCGCCAGCAGGUCAACGAGAUCGUGCGGGGACACCUGAACAAGUCGUUCGGCUACGAGAAGUAUGACAUACGGGAUGUCAACGACAUGAUGGAGAGGGACAAGUACCUGACGGCGGACGAGGCCAGGGACCAUGGGAUCGUGGAUGAGAUACUGCACCGGAGGGUCAAGGAUGGGGAUAAGGAAGGGAAGGGCACAGGUACGGCGUCGUAGGUACGGUGUAGCAGCCGUGUAUCCUCCGCAGAAGGAAUGAACCAGAGGAAACAGCACCUCGGAGGGGGUCGUGCCGCGAGGAUAGCUGGGAGACCUGGGAGACCUGGGAGACCUGGGUUACUCCCGGUCUUCGUCCCGCGCACAAUGUGACUGACUCCUCUGUCAGCGUAUCAUAUCUGAAUUUGCCAUUGAUUUGGUUGGCGCUGCAAGUUUCCCCUGUGCUUUUGCCGCUUCUUGAUGCAGGCGCAAUCCUUCCGUGACCAAUAUCUCGUAUACGUGUCGGGAGUAAAUUAACAGAUUACCUGUGUACUGCUUUCUCCAGCUCGUCG
Phialemonium atrogriseum is the source of this 1139-nucleotide messenger RNA. RefSeq names its product Clp protease-domain-containing protein. Lineage: Eukaryota; Fungi; Ascomycota; Sordariomycetes; Cephalothecales; Cephalothecaceae. Gene Ontology annotation, biological process: protein quality control for misfolded or incompletely synthesized proteins. Gene Ontology annotation, cellular component: endopeptidase Clp complex. The record is from RefSeq and is a predicted model, not a curated record. Gene Ontology annotation, molecular function: serine-type endopeptidase activity; ATP-dependent peptidase activity; ATPase binding. The coding region runs from base 4 to 810 and encodes 268 amino acids. The transcript has 4 exons.